Messenger RNA from Spinacia oleracea (spinach), 1410 nucleotides. RefSeq names its product MADS-box transcription factor 23-like. The transcript is spliced from 10 exons. Bases 398 to 1171 code for a protein of 257 amino acids. NCBI's taxonomy places the organism in Eukaryota, Viridiplantae, Streptophyta, Magnoliopsida, Caryophyllales, Amaranthaceae. Gene Ontology annotation, cellular component: nucleus. Gene Ontology annotation, molecular function: protein dimerization activity; RNA polymerase II transcription regulatory region sequence-specific DNA binding; DNA-binding transcription factor activity. The record is from RefSeq and is a predicted model, not a curated record. Gene Ontology annotation, biological process: positive regulation of transcription by RNA polymerase II.
UGUUGUAGUUAUUUAUCAUAAGUUAACAUACGAUUUUUUGUAAAAGAUCAUAUAUACUAAUUGUCAUAUCGCAGGUCAUUGAUCGAGCAUAAUUUGACACUUGAACAGUUAAACAUCCAAACUAGUUGAUAUUAAUGUAAUAAUUAAUAUUCGCUAAUAAAAAUACAAUUAAUAGUGUAAUGAGAUUUCUAUUUAACAAAAGGUUUGUAUUUUAAAAUAGUACUCGAUCCGUACAAAACAUCAUAAAGUUCUACAAAGAGCCACAAAAACUCUAUCGGAAUUUAGAAGAAAUAGAAAAAGGGAAAAGUCUAUCAUAUACGGAGUAGUUUCUUCUCUAAUUAGUUUGUCCUUCUUCAAAUCAAAAGCUGCUCAUCAACUCUUAUAGUAAAUAGAGAAAAUGGGAAGAGGAAAAAUUGUGAUAAAAAGGAUAGACAAUUCAACAAGUAGACAAGUAACGUUCUCAAAGCGAAGGAGCGGAUUGCUGAAGAAAGCUCGAGAGUUAUCAAUCUUGUGUGAUGCAGAAGUUGGAGCUAUUGUCUUUUCUAGCACCGGGAAACUCUAUGACUUUGCAAGCACCAACAUGAAAAUGGUGAUAGAAAGAUACAACAAAAUGAAGGAUGAGAGCAACCACCAGCUGUCAUCUGCUGCUUCUGAACUUAAGGUAUCAUGGAUUCAACAAGGCCACAGCUCGGAAACAGCAUGUGAACAACAGUUUUGGCAAAGGGAGGCAACAAACUUGAGGCAACAACUGCAAUAUUUACAAGAAAGCCACAGGAAACUUAUGGGGCAAGAACUUUCAGGUUUAAGCACUAAAGACUUGCAGAACUUGGAAAAUCAAUUGGAAACAAGUCUGAAAAGUGUACGAAUGAAAAAGGACCAACUCCUAUCAGAAGAGAUCAGAGAACUAAACCAAAGGGGAGCUAUUAUUCAUCAAGACAAUAUUGAGCUCUAUAAGCAAUUUAAUCUCGCGCAACAACAAAAUUCAGAACUACAAAAGAAGGUGUUCACAACUGAGGAGAUGAAUCAGAUACAGCAACACCCACACAUGUCAUACAAUGGCAAAAACAAUUAUCACAUGAACUCAGCAAUCAAUCUCCAACUAAGCCAGCCAGAGCAGCAGAAUGAUGAAACAUCUACAAGAAAUAUGAAACUAUGCUUGCAACUGCAUUAGCAAAGCUGGUACUGUACAUCUGUCUGGUGCCACACCAAAGUAAAGCUUAGACGAGAAGUAUAGCGGACAAUUCUAUUUGAAUUGGAUGAUGCAUGUGCUCAUAGAGAAAGAAGCAUUCGAAAACACCUAAAAUUUGUAAUGAACUGGUACAUAGAGCUAAUUUAGUAUAGCAGGUCAAUAACCAACAAUAGCUGCUUGCAAUAAGAAGUAAAUAACAAUAGAUAUGCUUGUUGAAAAAA